Molecule: messenger RNA, 1728 nt
Organism: Selaginella moellendorffii
Lineage: Eukaryota; Viridiplantae; Streptophyta; Lycopodiopsida; Selaginellales; Selaginellaceae
Exons: 3
Coding region: 1-1728 (575 amino acids)
Source: RefSeq, a predicted model, not a curated record
AUGGAAGCUUUCAACUCGAUCUUGAGUGACGAGUUCCAGCGACAGUUCCGAGCUCUGGAGAACCUGGUCAUGUUUGUGGAUAACUAUGACAUGACUUUUCCUUGGCACUAUGAUCACUGCUGCAGCGAUGGGGGGCACUAUGGAGUUGCGCCUUCGUUGUCACCAUGGUUUGGCACGAUUGGCCACUAUUACUUUGUUGAUUUGGUGCUCAUUCAUGUGCUUCUUACCACCAUUUGCUCUUACCCUGGCAAAACAAAAGUUAAGACUGAUCAUAAAGUACCUUCGAUGUCGUCCCCCAACGCAAACAAGCGUUCGUCUUUCAACGAGUCUACAAGCAUCUUCUUCAAGCGUUUCUCUGAGUAUGGCAAACAGGAAUGUCACAACGUAAGUACUACCGCUGCUCUCUUCUUUGGGCUCCCUAGAGCAGAGAAUGGAGGCGAAAUUACCUUGUCCACUGAUGUUCUUCACAAGAUUUGGAUCGUCUCAUAUGCUGCUAGCGGAAACAGGAGAUGCUUUGGAGGAGACUUCUACGAGACGGAUCUCUCCAGUCCUCAAUGGAAAUCAAGGCCACCAAUCACAGAUGUCGGAGAUGGCUCUUACCUCGUCGAGCUGAAAGUGGAUGAGGAAUUCGCUGGAAACUACACCUUCAAGGUUAUCCUUCUAUACUCCAACUUUCGUGGACUGGAGCAUCAGCCGGGUCCAUGGGCCCUUACGAAAGAGAUGCUAACCGUCCAAAUCCGUUUUACUACCAGCCGAAAAAGAAAUCCUCAUCUUGCAACCUGCACCAGCCACGACUUCGUGUCAGCAACAACAUGGUCAGGCAAAUGGACUAGAACAAAAUUCAACGAGUCCUGUCAGCUCGACAAGGAAGGACGUUACCGUUGCUUGGGAGAACAUGAGGAGUGCGAUGACAGCCAAUGCAUUGGCAACCUUGAGAGCUUGGAGAGCAACGGAUGGGUGUAUUCAGCUCACUGUAAGUUCCGCAUCUGGAACGCAGCCGAUGCAUGGAAGUGCUUGGACGGGAAGAAGCUCUUCUUCUGGGGCGACUCAAACCACCAAGACACAAUCCGGAACCUCAUGAACUUUGUUCUUGGUCUGAAGCAGGAAUACAUAGAACGGAUCUUCAUGGCCAACGUCACCAAUCCAUCCAAUCCUGCACAGAAUUUCAGCUUAGUAUCGAUCUUCAACGGACAUGCAGAUCCAAACCAAAACUUACUGGGUCUAGGCUCGCUCUACGUACCGGCAUAUCGUGAUCUGGUCAAGAACGAAUUCUUUCGUGGUCGAGCUCCGGACGCAGUGAUCAUAAACUCGGGCAUCCACGACGGGCACGCAUGGAAAAAGGUUCAUCACUUUGCCACAGCAGUUAAGACUGCUUCGGCUUUCUGGAGGUCACUGCUGGAAAACAAGAGCAGCACUCGUGUCGUGAUCCGCAACACGAUCACCCUCGCCGCAAUCAAAAGAAGUGACCCCUCCAAUCCCCAGAAGAUAGAAGUCUUCAACUCCAUACUGAGCAACGAGUUCCAAAAGCAGCUGCAUAGCCUGGAGAACCAGCUGAUGUUUGUAGACGAUUACGACAUGACCUUCCCGUGGCACUACGAUUUCUGCUGUAGCGAUGGUGGACACUAUGGCAUAAAGCCUGUGCUGGCACCUUGGUUUGACAGAGUUGGCCAUUUUUACUUCGUUGAUGUGAUGCUGGCUCAUGUCCUGCUCACAGCCAUUUGCUCAUAG